Aspergillus alliaceus is the source of this 1308-nucleotide messenger RNA. Its product is annotated as nucleotide-diphospho-sugar transferase. The record is from RefSeq and is a predicted model, not a curated record. NCBI's taxonomy places the organism in Eukaryota, Fungi, Ascomycota, Eurotiomycetes, Eurotiales, Aspergillaceae. The transcript is spliced from 3 exons. Bases 1 to 1308 code for a protein of 435 amino acids.
AUGUUCCUCCUACUACUGGGGCUGGGUCUUCAAUUUGCUUGCAAAGUCAAUGUCACUCUCCGUUAUAUUCGGUUCCUCUGGAUCAUCGUAACAUAUUAUGGAUUCUAUCGCCACCGAUCUGCCUCUCAAUCAACGCAGGCUAAACCAACGAAUGCUUUAUUUUCACCGUCCGAUGUCACAAUAAUCUGCCCAAUUGUCGACCCAGACGACGACUACGUUCUUGCCCUGAAGUCUUGGCUCCGCGCUGAUCCACACGAGAUCAUUGCAGUCACCACAUUUCCUUGGCUAGACCGUGUCAAGGAAUUCACUCAAAGGGCCAACGACCCUCGGGUCUCGGUCUAUGCGAUCGAGAAGAAGGGCAAGCGCCACGGCCUUCUGGAAGGGAUUCGACGCACCACGACGUCGGUCGUCGUCCUUUUGGAUGACGACGUCAUCUGGCUCCCGAAGACCCUCACCGGCCUUCUCCACGCGUUAUCCGGUCCCCAAGUCGGCGGUGUUGUGCCUAUCAAAGCAAAUCCAAGGAAGGUGCUACAGGCUCAGCAUCACCCAGACACGACUAUAUUCGAGGCAAUGGGUGCAGCCCGAUUGGACAGGCGUACUCUCACGAACGCCUCCAUGGCGUACUUUUGCGACGGGCAAGUCGUUGUCCUAUCCGGGCGGACGUCGGCAUACCGUACUGAGGUCUUUCAAAUCCCUGGCUUUGAGAAACAGCUCAUUGAGGAAUACUGGGAGAACAAAUACCUCAUGACUAGUGGAGACGAUCGAGCCGUGACUCGCUGGCUGUACAGUCACGGCUGGAAGACGGCCCUUCUGUCUUCGGAUGAUAGCGCCGUCGUGUCUCGGCCCAAAAGAAGCCGGGUUUAUCUUCUGCAGUUGUUGCGAUGGUCGCGCAGUGAGCUGAGGCAAGUACUGAGAGACUUAUCCCUUAUUAUGCCUUGGAGUGCAGCACGACAGAAGCGGCUGUGGCUAAACUCCAUGGCGUAUCCGGUUAUGAUGGACGAUCAUUUGGUGAUCCUGGACUUUGCUAUCACAAUUACCAUUGUGACCGCGAGAGUGGCCUUCCGUGAUAGCAUGGUGUCUGUAACUGAAAGAGUAAUUCCUGGAAAUCUUCGCCUGGUGUUGCAAUACUUCGAAACGAGUGCCUGGCAUGAGCUACUCUUUAACCUAUGGCAUUUGAUGAAUUAUCCCGAGCAUUUGACACAUAUCCUCGUGUUUGCCUUUUGGGGUCACAUACGCGCAAUGGUAACCGCCUACGCAUAUUGGACCACUAACCAGACAUCCUGGAUGACUCGACGAGGUGCAGACUGA